Molecule: messenger RNA, 1340 nt
Organism: Helianthus annuus (common sunflower)
Lineage: Eukaryota; Viridiplantae; Streptophyta; Magnoliopsida; Asterales; Asteraceae
Product: ras-related protein RABA5a
Exons: 3
Coding region: 317-979 (220 amino acids)
Cellular component (GO): endosome
Molecular function (GO): GTPase activity; GTP binding
Source: RefSeq, a predicted model, not a curated record
CAGUUGGCGGCCCAUUUACGCAGACGUGUCUUCCUGCACCUGUAAAUCUACCUGUUUCUUCAUCGUUCUUCAUUCUUCUUUAAUUUAAUGGAACCCUAAUUCAUCAAAUAUACCAUAAAUUCUUCAGCAAAAUCGUAACAAUCUGCAUUUAUUCCCUCGUUAUACUCGUCUCCGUUCUUCGAUCUACAUUUUCAGCGGCUCAAAGCAGUUAAAAAGUUGCAGGAUUUGAAUUCUGGAGGUUGCAUUUUUAACAAGCGAUAUACUGAUAUAUCAAUACAUGUAAUGUUAUCAUAUUCAUAACAUUAUAUCAUAGGAGAUGGCGUUUUAUUCUCAAGAGGAUUCCGGCGACGAUUACCUGUUUAAGAUUGUGUUAAUUGGCGACUCGGCUGUUGGAAAGUCAAACUUGCUUGCUAGAUUUGCUAGAGACGAGUUCUACCCGAAUUCAAAAUCGACAAUAGGAGUAGAAUUUCAAACGCAGAAAAUUGAAGUUAAAGGAAAAGAAAUUAAGGCCCAAAUUUGGGACACUGCUGGUCAAGAACGGUUCAGAGCAGUUACGUCUGCUUAUUAUAGAGGUGCGGUUGGAGCUCUUUUGGUUUAUGAUAUUAGCAGACGCCAAACGUUUGAUAGCAUCGGCAGAUGGCUCAAUGAACUUCACACUCACUCGGAUAUGAAUGUAGUAUCGAUACUUGUUGGAAACAAGUCGGACCUUAAAGACGCGAGGGAGGUUUCUACCGAGGAAGGGAAGAUGUUGGCGGAAUCCGAGGGUUUAUUUUUUAUGGAAACUUCGGCCUUAGAUUCAUCCAACGUGACAGCUGCAUUUGAGACUGUUGUCAAAGAGAUAUACAACAUUUUGAGCAGAAAAGUUAUGCAGUCUCAGAAACACGAGCCUUCUUUAUCGGGAAAUGGAAAAACCGUUGUUUUGGAGACCGAUUCGGACCAAGAUAAUGUACCUAAAAAAACCUGGUGUUGUUCAUCUUAAAGUUAAUGAUACAAAGAAAUGCACAUGUUCUAUCCUUAAUUGUGGCUGUGAGUGUUUUUUUCAAUCUUUUUGGUUUUGUGAAUUAUAAGGUUAAGUGUAUCAGAAGAUAUGUGUAUCAUGUGAUGAUUUAGAAAGAAAAAGGAAAAAAAAAAAGGAAAAACGGGAUUUUAUUUUGAUCAAUAGGCGCUCUACGAUUAAACCUAAAAGCUCGAAGCUGCUAGAAGCUUGAUCGAGCCUAGGGUGUGAGCUCGAGCUAGGAUUGUUUUAGAGUUCUAUUUAUAAAGCUUAGCUUUUGAGUAAUUUUUCAAACUCGAACCUGGCUCAGUCUAUUUAUUUAAUUAUCAAUUUAUUUUUUUAUUUA